GAUAGACUUCUGCGUAAGAAAGCUGGAUUGACUGUUGUUCCUUCAUGUAAUGCCUUGAGAAAUUCUGAAUAUCAAAGGCAGUUUGUUUGGAAGACUUCUAAAGAAACUGCUCCAGCUUUUGCAGCCAAUCAGGUAGUUUAAUGGAUGUAAUACAUUUCUGAGUACCAUUAUCUUAUCUAGUAAUGUAGAUUUACAUAGAAUUAAGAGUUGCAAGAAAUUAGGUACUUAAGUAGCCUGGAGGUAGGUUCUAGAAAACCAAAGUGAGAAUUUUGCUAAAAUCGUCCUGUUACUUAUGAUUUAUGGUAGUAAUAUUAUACUGUCCUAGGCUACUGAUGAUCAUUGUUGCCAGAUGCAGCACAUAUACUAAAUAUGAGACAGGGUAAUGAAAACUUGGGGAACUGGUAAGUUUUUGCAUGCUAUAAGAUUUUUUUACUUAAUAAAAAAUUGUUAAAUUGAUCUUAUUCUAAAAUGUUGUGUUUUGUUGACUAAUAUAUUGCAUGUUUCCUGUAUUCUAAGAAAAGCAUAACUGCUUUGAAUAUUUAUUUUAGUAAAUACAAAAUAUGUUGACAAUAACACAAGAUACAUAAUUUUGUCCUUAUAUCAGACAAAUAGUAAUAGGCAUUGUCGGUAUAACUAUAUUUGUAAAAUUCAGAAGCUGUAAUGAUGUGGUUUUAGAUUUCAUUAUACUCCUGAACAGUUUUAGUGUUGAGAUACCAUUACUAAUAAAUAGUCUGCUGUUUUACUACCUUCAUCCUUUAGGCAGUUCUUAGGCUUUAAACUCUCAUUUAUGUUCUUAACAGUACUUCUAGGCAGAGACAGGAAAUACCUCCACUUGUAAUAUUCCCAGAGACCUAUAAUGGCUUAGUCUGUUUUUUCUUCUGGUCUUUGUGUUUUUCUUUAUAAAUAUACAGACUUUCACACACCCUUACAUUCAUUUUCUCCUGUACAUCAGCAUUCACUUGUGUAUUGCGUAUAGCCCUAAGAACUGACAGGAUAAUUAGAUUCAGCAAGACAAUAACAUCUAGUCAUCUUACAUUAAGAUGAAAAAAACACCAGUGAUCCUAUAAAUUGUGGCAGCUUUGGGCUUAUACAAUUUUUAAAAUACCUUUGACAUUUAUAUAACAUUUUAAGAACCUAUGAAGUAACAAAAUGGUAAGUACCCAUUAUUAACCUAGUGAAUAGGAUCAGUACUUUUGCUUGCCUACAGGGUUUUUUGGAGAUUAAGUGUAUCUAAAACAUUAUUUACAACAUGAAAAUUGUAAUUAUUCAGUUUUUUAUAGAGUAUUUGACCUUGAAGAUAGAGCUGAUUCAAAUCAAAUCGUAUCGUCAACAAAUAGGGCUUUUACAUGUCAGUGAAAGCGUUGUGUAGAAAUGUUACUUUUAUAAGAGAAAUCACUAGCAAUAUAUUCACUGGUAGUUUUACUGCUUUCUUUAAUGUGUUUCACAAGCUUUUUUUUUCAGAAGGAAUUGCACAUUGUUCAAAGCAUACUGAAUUCAGAGUCUAUGGAUUGAAGAGCUUUGAGACAGCUUUUAAUGCUUGUUGAUAGGAAACCUCUAAAAAGGUUUUCCACAAUAAAAGCCAGUUUGCUCCACCAUUCAAAGGUAACUCAGUCAUCCAUGAAACUGAAUACAAAAGAAAUUUCAAGGGUUUAUCUCCAGUGAAAGAACCAAAAUUAAGAAAUGAUUUGAGAGAAAACAGAAAUCUUGAAACAGUAUCUCCUGAAAAGAAGAGUAAUGAAAUAGACGAUCCUUUAAAAUUGGAAGCAGAGAUGGAGUUAAAAGACUUACACCAGCCUAAAAAGCUUACUCCUUGGAAACAUCAAAGACUUGGGAAGGUGAAUUCCGAAUAUAGAGCAAAAUUUCUGAGCCCAGCUCAGUAUUUAUAUAAAGCUGGGGCUUGGACAUGUGUGAAGGGAAACAUGCCAAAUCAGGGUUCUCUAAAUGCCAUGUGGUAUGCCGAGGUUAAAGAACUCCGAGAAAAGGCUGAGUUUUAUAGGAAGCGAGUUCAGGGGACACAUUUUUCUCGGGACCACCUGAAUCAGAUUCUGUCUGAUAGCAACUGCUGUUGGGAUGUCUCCUCAACCACAAGCUCAGAAGGAACCGUUAGUAGCAACAUCAGAGCAUUAGAUCUUGCUGGAGAUCCUACAAGCCAUAAGACUUUGCAGAAAUGUCCUUCUACAGAACUAGAAGAAAAAAGAAAGAUCGUGGAAGAACAGCCCCAGAAAGAUACCACAGAGAAAUUGGGAGUGUCAGCUCCCACUCUACCUGUUAGAAGGCGGCUGGCUUGGGAUACAGAGAACGCUAGUGAAGAUAUACAGAAACAGCCCAGGGAGAAAGAGGAGGAGAAGGAAGAGGAUGACGACAAGGAGCAAGGGGACAGGAAAACGGGCAAGCAGGCUUUUAUGGGAGAGCCAGAGAAGUUGGAUGUACAUGAGAAAUCCAAGGCAGACAAGAUGAAAGAAGGGUCGGAUUCUUCUUCUGUAUCCUCAGAAAAAGGAGGCCGGCUUCCUACUCCCAAGCUGAGAGAACUUGGUGGAAUCCAGAGGACUCAUCAUGAUCUCACUACUCCAGCUGUUGGUGGUGCUGUUUUAGUGUCUCCAUCUAAGAUGAAGCCUCCAGCCCCAGAACAGAGGAAAAGAAUGACCUCUCAGGAUUGUUUAGAAACUUCAAAGAAUGAUUUUACUAACAAAGAAAGUCGUGCUGUAUCCCUACUGACUUCUCCAGCCGCUGGUAUAAAAACAGUUGAUCCUCUGCCUUUGCGGGAAGAUUCUGAAGACAAUAUCCCCAGAUUUGCUGAGGCAACUCUUCCAGUUUCAAAAAUUCCAGAAUACCCAACAAAUCCCCCUGGACAGUCACUUUCUCCACCGCAUGUUCCAUCCUACUGGCAUCCCUCUCGUCGAAUUCAGGGCUCUCUUAGAGAUCCAGAGUUUCAGCACAAUGUAGGAAAAGCAAGGAUGAACAAUUCGCAGUUACCUCAGCAUGAAGCCUUUAAUGAUGAAGAUGAGGACAGAUUGUCUGAGAUUUCUGCUCGCUCUGCAGCUUCUAGUCUCCAGGCUUUUCAAACUCUGGCACGAGCUAAGAAAAGGAAGGAGGAUUUCUGGGGUAAAACAUAAACCUAGUUGAGUUGCCUUUAUCUAAGGAAACAUUGGCAUAAUUUUUCUUCAUUGCUUACUGUGUUAAAACUUUUGAGUGUUUGAAUUUUUUCCUAACAUUUUCUACUUUGAAAUAUUUAAUUUCCAAUAGAACAGUUUACUCGGAAAUUUUUAACAUAGGCUUAUACAAAUUUAACUUUUAAUAAAUUCUUUUUACAUCUAUCCCAGACUACAAAGACAUAGAUUAUUGAAUUCUUCACAUGUUGUAACUUUUGUAAUAGGUGUCAUGGAUAGAUUUUUCACCUAUCCAGAGAAUAUUCUAAAAAGAUAAACAAAGUGAAGUAAAAGUUAAGAUCCCAGUGUGAAGUAUAUAUUUCCCUAAGAUUUGAUAUCUGUAUCUUUAUAAUUGAUAAUGUUGUAAAAUGAAUUUGUUGUUCCUUUAACCUUUGCUGUAGUGUUUCUUUUUAUUUUAGUUCCUUCUAUACGUGUUUGCAGUGUUAAGAUAAUUGUACUUUGAAAACACCAGCUGUACAUAUUUUUCUUAUGUAACAAAGUUGGCUGAAAGAUAUGUAUAUUUUUGAUCUUUGAGUGUAUUCUAUUUGUGUAAGGACUUUGGCUUACAUUUGAAUAAUGUCUAGCUUUUGAAAACUUACCUGUAUAAUGGAGAAUUAAAACUCGGUAGACAUUUUGAAAUAAAAAUUGAUCAAGUG
This is a messenger RNA of Piliocolobus tephrosceles (Ugandan red Colobus), 3802 nucleotides long. It is a transcript of the gene SAXO6, whose product is annotated as stabilizer of axonemal microtubules 6. NCBI's taxonomy places the organism in Eukaryota, Metazoa, Chordata, Mammalia, Primates, Cercopithecidae. Gene Ontology annotation, molecular function: microtubule binding. The record is from RefSeq and is a predicted model, not a curated record. Gene Ontology annotation, biological process: negative regulation of centriole replication; retina development in camera-type eye. The coding region runs from base 1770 to 3113 and encodes 447 amino acids. The transcript is spliced from 12 exons.